AUGAAGCCUGAUUGGGAUACGCUGAUGAGCGAGUAUAAAGACCACGCCACGGUUCUGAUCGCUGAUGUGGACUGUACUGCGUCCGGAAGGUCGCUCUGUGACGAGGUAGGCGUCAGGGGAUACCCCACGCUCAAGUGGGGUGACCCAGACGACCUUCAGGACUACAAAGGAGGCCGUGGUCUUAAAGAUCUCAAGAAGUUUGUUGCCGAUCUGAAGCCCCCGUGCGGUCCCACCAACCAGGGCUCGUGCAACGACGCGCAGAGGAAGCAGAUUGAGGACUUCACUGCCAUGGGUGGCGAGAAGCGCGAGGCCCUCAUCCAGCAGAAAGGCGAAGAGAUGAAGGCGAUCGAGGACAAGUUCAAACAAUUCAGCGAGGACAUCAGGAAGGAGUACGACACGGCGCUGAAGAAGAAGGAGGCUGACGCGGAUGCUUUAAACCCCAGGGAGCUCGGGUGGCUUAAAGCGGUGAGGGUCCUGGCCGCCCAGAAGAGCGCAGAGACCGGCCAGAUUGCAGGGUCUCAGUCUGCAGCGAAGGCCUCAGAGGAGCUGUAG
Prorocentrum cordatum is the source of this 552-nucleotide messenger RNA. Lineage: Eukaryota; Dinophyceae; Prorocentrales; Prorocentraceae. The record is from the annotation of a GenBank genome assembly.